This is a messenger RNA of Trichoderma asperellum CBS 433.97, 717 nucleotides long. NCBI's taxonomy places the organism in Eukaryota, Fungi, Ascomycota, Sordariomycetes, Hypocreales, Hypocreaceae. The record is from RefSeq and is a predicted model, not a curated record.
AUGUUGUGUCAAGGGCUCGCAAAGUUCGACGAGCGACGCCCCGUUUAUGAGCCGGGCCUGGUCGACGCCGGUAUUUUUAGUGCAUGGCACGUCCGCGACAGGCAUCCAUCGAGAGCGGUGGGACUGCGCGAUACCUGCAUAUCGUCUGAUCCCCCGCAUUCAGCGGCAUCAAGAUAUAAAGGCCAGAUAAAUGAAGCCGAGAUCGAUGCCACCUCCAGCGACUCUAGCGAGCCCAAGCACAGGUCCUCGCACGUGCACAGCCUCGUCCGGCCUAUCACAGCCCCGCCAUUAGCCACUGUCCGCCAUCUACUGCCCUUUCGAGAGCCCGAGUUUUGCCGACCUCGACGUCAGAAUCUCGGUCUCAGAAACAUCGGACCACCAGUGACCAACUUUGUCCGGAUCCAUCUCCGGACGACCGGCCCUUGCGCUCGAGCUCUGCAUUGCGUCUUUGAUAAUCGCGCUGACGCCUCUCCUGAACAUCACGCAUACCAUUCGAUUUUGUCUGAUAUCGUCGCGAGACCGUCCCGGCGCUGUGUUACACUCGCCAUCUCUCUUCCAUCUCAUCUCUCCCUUCUGAGCGACGCCUCUCAUCGGCUUCUCCCUCUCGAAAUCCAGGACGGCACAGACACGACUCUUUGCGCCGUCUCUGCAUCACCGCCAGGCCUCACCGCAUCGCAGCCUGACCGCGACGGCCGUUUGCCUUCCAAUAUUCGAUAG